CCGUGUUGUGAACCUCAGUGUUGACAAUCCGUUCAGAGAGGAGAGACGUUUCCUCUUCCUCUCUCUCUCUCUCACGCUUCACUCUCCAUUUCUCCUCAGGAAUUGUUAUUCGUUAUCGUGCUGAGAGGACCAGCAGUGAAGGAUGAAGUUCUUACUAUAUUUAGCCCUUGUUCGGUCCCUGCUUGUGCAUGGCAGAGCAUCUUGGGGCAACGUUGACUGGGACGUGAUCAUCUUCACCCAGCAGUGGCCCAUCACCAGCUGUAUCAACCACCUGGCUCACAAUCCCAAAGCCUCCUGUAACCUGUUUCCAAAUAUGACAUCGUGGACUGUGCAUGGCAUAUGGCCCACUAAAUUAGGCACAAUUGGCCCAAAUUACUGCAACAAGUCGUGGGAUUUCCAGGAGUCAGAAAUCCUCAACAUUGAGCCUUACUUGAUAAAGUAUUGGGGCAACAUUUUUGGUGAGGAUUCGCGUACUUCCCUCUGGAGCCAUGAGUGGAAGAAGCAUGGGACCUGUGCUGCUCAGCUGCCGUCACUCAACUCUGAAAAGAAGUAUUUUGAAAAAGGCCUGGAAUGGGUGACACAGUAUGACUAUGUAGCUGUAUUGGGGCAGCACAAAAUCUAUCCAGAUGAUGUCCAGACGUACACAAGAGAGGCCAUAUUUGCAGCAGUUAAGGACAUGUUUGGCGUGGAUCCUUCCAUUGACUGCAUCUAUAAUAAGAAAACAAAACAGCAUGAAUUGUCCCAGAUCAAGUUGUGUUUCGACCGUUCGCUGCAUUUGGUAGAUUGCGAUGGCAUCAUUGGUGGGAAUGAAGCGAAAGUCCUUGGAAAUUGCCCUCAUAAAGGGAUUACAUACCCAGCAUCAGUGAG
Penaeus vannamei (Pacific white shrimp) is the source of this 867-nucleotide messenger RNA. NCBI's taxonomy places the organism in Eukaryota, Metazoa, Arthropoda, Malacostraca, Decapoda, Penaeidae. The record is from RefSeq and is a predicted model, not a curated record.